Messenger RNA from Orbicella faveolata, 4169 nucleotides. RefSeq lists its product as uncharacterized. Lineage: Eukaryota; Metazoa; Cnidaria; Anthozoa; Scleractinia; Merulinidae. The record is from RefSeq and is a predicted model, not a curated record.
CAUGUACAAGUCUAGGGAGAAAAAAAACAACCACGACUGAUUAGUUCUAACUUUGGUACAGCAACAAUUUCAGCUUAUUUAGUAUGUUAUUUGAUGGCUGAACUAGUUGCUCCGAUUGCUUAUACCAGGGAUCAUUUUCAUCCAUUUACAACACACCUACCAUGCGUAAUGAACAAACAUUGUGACCUGAUAGUCUGAAAUGUCUGUCAUCUCCCCCCCCCCCCGGGCCCCCUCCCCCCGCCCCCUAGAUCAGCUUAAUCCCCGGGUGAGGGACUCCUCUCUUGCCUGGGGAUUACGCUAAUGUGACCUGAAAGCAGAUUGGACAAAAAGUGUUCUUAAAUAGCUGGAAGUCCAAGGCUCGCCGUUUAAAAAAUGUAUUUCUGACUGAGGUUGCCGGUACGUAUUAGAUUGGCUGCUUAGGGCAAAAUUACAUGAGAAAUAUUCACUUGCCACUGAAAACUGGCCGUUUGUUGCAUCUGGUGGUUAAGAUCUUGCUAUUUUACCAUGGGAUUUGAACUUCUAUGUUUAUAUUCCGUUUCGCAUCUUUUGUUUGGGUUGAGCUGAUUUAAAGCCAAGAAGUUAGGGACUAUGCAAUAAUUACCUGGAGGGGGGGUUGGAAAACUAGAGGGGGGGGACAGGAGAAAAUGACCACAAUAGAGAGGGGAGUUGUUAAAUUUUGAAAAUUUAAUAAAGAGAUUGUUCGUCAACGAGGGAAAAUUGCCCUCUCUUGAAGAAAGUUCUUUGCAAGAGGUAUGUUCCAGCACAACGUGGACGAGACUGCAUGUUAAAGUUAUGUACAGCACCUUGAGUUCCUCGAUGCAAAAGCCAAAAAAAGAGUAAGAGAAAGGAACACUCUUCCGCUUAUUUCUUGAACAAUUGAAAAAGAUGUAAAAGCGCUUACCAACAAGCAGCUGAAAAUGUAUCUAGAGCAAAAAGGUCUUGAGAUAAGUGGAAGCAAGGCUAAGUUGAUUGAUCAAGUUCUUACCCAUGCACGCGAGAACCUUAGUGCCAGAGAUGCUGUAGAAGAUGAGGAAUCUCCCAAUUCAUGCGAAGACGACACAAGCUCAGAGUCCAGUGAUUCUGAUGACUUUUCAAAUGACACUUCGACAUACGUCGAAGAGUCAUUUGAAGUGAUGUUUGUACCGGAGGAAGAACUCCAACAAGUAAACAAGGUAUGAGGGAAUCAAUGGGAGGAGACUUUUCUCAAGGAAGGGGGGAGGGUUAGCCUUAAUAUUAUCAUUUGCUUAAUGAUAGGGGGUAUGACUUAGUUAUGGGGCAUACUUCACCCAUUUCCCAGCCUCCCCCCCUCCCCCUCCAAGUUAUUAUUGCACAGUCCCUUAGUAUGGGAUUGUAUCAAUCUCUGUACUCUUUUUCGAAUGAACAUUAGCAACAUGAAAUUUUAUACCUAUUCUUACAUUAGUGUUAUAAUAUAGAUAUAAAAAAAGAAACUUUUUGUUACAUAUGGUGAAGGAAAAAAAUAAAAAGAUACUUUUGGGGUGACGCACUUAAUUUCUUCUUCCACUUGACAGUUGAAAUCACAUUUGUAUUAUUUGAUGCGCGAAGCGGUUCAGCGUAAAAUAGCAACAUCAUCAGAAUAUACUUAAAAUCAAGAGUCAACAUCAUUAACAACAGUGACAAACUAUAAGGUGAUUAGUUAACUACACAAGCAGCCUUGAAAACAAAAUCACAGUCACAGACAUAACAAUAUAAAAUGUCUGCCAACCUUCUGACUUCAGAUCUCCUUCUCAUAACCGACUCCCGCAUAGAAUGAAAAGUAUUACUUAAAGGGGCAACCGAAGAAUAACGUCUUAGAUCGUCUUAGCUACAUAUUUGCAUUCCGUGGCUCUUGCAGAGUACAUUUCUCUGAAGAAGACCGCAGAAGGCGGUCGAAAAUUCAGUUUUAACGUCUUUUAGAUAUGUUUUAAGCUCCUAUUUAAAAUUUUGAUCACGGAUACAGAUCGCUCCCACAGUUUUAUGUACUACUUAAAGUAAUAUUGCAUGUCAACGAGAUCGCUUUCAUUGCUGACCAACCACGCAACUACUGAAAUAUAUAAAGAGGUUUUGUAUCUGUAGGCAGAUUUGAAUGACAAAACAAAUUGACGUCAAUGCUUGGAAGCAUUAAUCAGUGCUGUAGGUAUCUUAUCUGUCAUUUUCAGUGUCUGUAGAAUUGGAAGACAACACCAAGAUUAGAGAAUGUGUCAAUCCGUCACACAAGCUAACAAGUCCACUCUAAAUGUAUUUAGUCUUAAUCACGAUUGCUGAAAACGAAAAGGCAAUAAUAUUGGAAUCACUUGACAAUGACUUAUAAUUGUUAUAGUACUUCAGGAAAAACCGUUUCCUAUAUUUCGACUCCUGAUUGGCUAAUGAAAUUUGCGCAUACGUAGAAUUAUGACUCAGGAAAAUUGUGAACUACCGCAAGCUCCGAUGAAAUCGCAGACAGCAACUAAGGAAUAUCUUACACAGUGAAGGAUAUUUCCAAGCCGAGUAGUUUGAUAAUUGCAUGACAGCUAUUCAUGCUUGAAAUAUCUCACACAAAUAGGCUUCAAAACACGUGCAAAUUAAACACGUGCCCGCGAAACAUUUGCGUGUUUUUACGAGGGGCUCCACAGUAGCCACAACAACCAACUUGAGACGAUGUUUCGAAAUUUACAUGUUACAGACGAUAUUGCAUUACCAGGCACCGAGCCGUGAUAUUGAUUCAUUUCUGCCGCAAUAACAGUCCCCCAAAGACUUCAAAUGUGUACAAACUCCUCGUUCUUGAGAGCAUUUGUGUUACGUUAAUAUCAGUAGCCAACAGUGCUUUCUGUUAACAUUUUCUCUUGGUAAGAGCUCAGUAUGAACUUCGGUGUCAUUGCAAGUUGGACGUUCGUGUUUUUGGCGUUAUUCUGUUCCACGGCUCAUGGAGAUUACGUUAGUCAUUCAGAUGGCAAAGAAGGGCACAACACUGCUUUUACGAUUGUAAUCGUGCUAGGAGUUGUCUUCGCCAUUCAGUUUCUUGUCUUUGUGUUCUUUGCAUGUAAAGGAUGGGACGCAGUGUUCGGCUCACGGUCUGUCCGCAGUGACCCGGAAUCUCAGUUAGCGAACCAGUUUCCUUUCUUGCCUUCUUACGAGAUGGCGAUGAAUGAAGCGCGUGAAAGUCAACAGAACACUAAUACAACCCCAGAGAGUUUGAUUAUUGAUAACGGUGUCAUACUGGAAAUAAGAAAUACAAGAAUAAUCCCCUCCACAGAGAGUCGAAGUAAUAUUAUUGAAGCAAACGCUACUGUGAACACACCAAGAAAUUACAGCCUCGAUGAUGAAGAUGUGUUAGAGAUAGGAAACUCCACUGUGGACGCAAUUGUGCAAGACAGUAAUGGCAGUGCUGAAGAGCAAACGGAAGCAAAUGUUACGUCACCUUCGGGGAACUGUAAUAACGACAAUGAAGUUGAUUUAAGUAUAGGUCCGUCGAGUGUACAUACAAGUUCACAAAAAUGAAGAUUGGUGUUGCCACAUUCUUGGAGCAGGUGUAAAAACGAGACUUAAUAAAAGAAACAGUUACGAAGUUAUGAACAAAUUUACAUAAGAUCGGAUGUUUACCAUCGAGAAAAAGGAAUGGACAAAUAAAGGUUCAAUCGACCAUGUAACAUAAAUGUUAACUGGUUAUCAUGUAAGAUAUUUUAUACACUGUAAAUUCCUAGUAUAUGUACAUAUAUAUAUAUAAUAUAAAUAAAGUUUUAGCCUGGUCUGCACGAGCAAUUUUUAUAUGACAAUUUUUAUGUGACAUUUUGAUCGCGUAAAUGGGACAGCAAUUUUUUUUUUUCUGUCAGCAGUUCAAAGUUUAGUGCACCAGCACUGUCUUUGGACAGCACAUAUACGCAGAAACAAGGCGGGGCUGCUUAGUGGCCACACAUUUUAUGUCAUGAGUCGUCCAACACACCAGCUUUUCAGCGAGUACAUUUACCAUGCACAUAAAACUUUGUCAAUUUUCUUCGUCUACACAUAAAAAUUGCUCGUGUUGGCUAGGCUUUCGCAAUCGUGACGCUUUAUAAUAAUAAUAAUAAUAUCAAUAACAAUAAUAACAAUAACAAUAAUUAUAAUUAUGCACUGUAGUGCGCUUUUAAAGUAAAAAAGUAAAAAAUAAAGACCCUCAUGGAGUAGACUUGGCGAAAUUAAAAUAGAUAAAACAGAAA